CCCAGGAGUCUACUGAGUUCUGUGACUCUGUGGUCUGAAGCGGCAGUGUAGAUCAUGGAAACCGCUGCCUCCCGCGAGCCCAACACUAUGGAAGUGCUGCCCCAGCACAAGUUCAACUGCAGGUCUCUGGACGCCUACCUACACCAGCACUUGCCCGGCUUUGGGACCGAGCCCGAGGCCAAGCUGACGGUUGCCCAAUACAGAUCAGGACAGUCCAAUCCAACCUUUCAUCUCCAGAAAGGCUUUCAAGCAUAUGUACUCAGAAAAAAACCACCUGGUUUACUUCUUCCUAAAGCACAUAAGAUUGAUAGAGAAUUUAAAGUCCAGAAAGCCUUGUUUUCAGUUGGAUUUCCCGUUCCCAAACCUUUAUUGUACUGCAGUGAUCCGUCUGUCAUCGGAACAGAAUUUUAUUUGAUGGAACAUGUACAGGGCCGAAUCUUUCGUGAUUUGACAGUUCCUGGAGUUAGCCCAGCAGAACGUUCAGCCAUAUACGUGGCCAUGAUACAAACCUUGGCUCAGUUACAUUCCUUGAAUAUACAGUCAUUACAGCUGGAAGGAUAUGGUAGAGGUGUUGGGUAUUGCAAAAGACAGGUAUCAACCUGGACAAAGCAAUAUCAAGCUGCAGCUCAUCAGGACAUCCCUGCCAUGAACCAGCUAUCUGAUUGGCUAAUGAAAAACUUGCCAGAUAAUGACAAUGAAGAAAAUUUGAUUCAUGGAGAUUUCAGACUAGAUAACAUCGUUUUCCACCCUAAAGAGUCUCGAGUUAUAGCUGUGCUUGAUUGGGAGCUUUCAACCAUUGGUCAUCCUUUGUUAGACUUGGCUCAUCUCUCCAUGUUCUACUUUUGGCCAAGGACUGUUUCAUUGGGAAAUCAAAGCCAUCAUUUGCAAGAAAACAUAGGGAUACCAUCAAUGGAAGAACUGAUUUCAAUAUAUUGCCACUGCAGGGGAAUUAAUCCUAAUCUUCCUAACUGGAAUUUCUUUCUUGCCCUUUCAUAUUUUAAAAUGGCUGGAAUAGCACAGGGAAUUUAUAAUAGAUAUCUUCUGGGAAAUAAUGCAUCUGAAAAUAGCUUCCAGUAUGCCAAUGUUGUGCAACCUCUGGCAGAAAUUGGAUUGCGGCUCUCAAAAAGAUCUUUCAGCACUGCACUUCCACAGACUGAUACUACCCAUCAGUUGUUUGUACAGACUAGGACAGGUCAGGAAGUUCUUACUAGGGUGAAGCAGUUCAUGAAACAACAUAUCCUCCCAGUGGAAAAGGAGGUAAUUGAGUUCUAUGUUCAAAAUGAAAAUUCAGUGGACAAAUGGAAAAAACCUUUAGUAAUUGAUAAACUCAAGGAAAUGGCCAAAGCAGAAGGCCUCUGGAACUUGUUUUUGCCAGCUGUAAGCGGUCUCACCCAGGUGGACUAUGCCUUGAUUGCUGAAGAAACAGGAAAAUGCUUUUUUGCUCCAGAUAUCUUUAACUGCCAAGCACCAGACACAGGGAACAUGGAGGUGCUCCACCUAUAUGGAAGUGAGAAACAGAAGCAGCAGUGGCUAGAGCCUCUUCUUCAAGGGAGUAUUGCCUCCUGCUUCUGUAUGACAGAGCCCGAUGUAGCUUCAAGUGAUGCCACAAAUAUUGAAUGUAGCAUCCAGCGAGAUGGAGACAGCUAUAUAAUUAAUGGCAGGAAAUGGUGGAGCAGUGGAGCUGGGAAUCCAAAGUGCAAAAUUGCAAUUGUUAUGGGAAGAAUUAACAAUAACUCUGAAACCAGACACAAACAACACAGCAUGAUUCUUGUUCCCAUCAACACACCUGGAGUAGAAAUAAUAAGGCCCUUGACAGUUUUUGGCUACCUGGAUAAUUUCCAUGGAGGACAUUUUGAGAUCCAUUUCAAUCAAGUGCGAGUUCCUGCCACCAGUUUAAUACUAGGUGAAGGUAGGGGAUUUGAAAUUGCCCAAGGCCGGCUUGGACCUGGCAGAAUCCACCACUGUAUGAGAACAAUAGGUUUGGCUGAACGUGCUUUACAGAUCAUGUGUGAACGAGCAAACCAAAGGGUGGCCUUUAAGAAGAAGCUUUAUUCACAUGAGGUAGUAGCUCACUGGAUUGCUGAAAGCCGCAUUGCCAUUGAGGAGAUCCGCUUGUUGACUUUGAAAGCUGCUCACAGCAUUGAUACUCUGGGCAGCGCUGGUGCUAAGAAAGAGAUUGCGAUGAUUAAAGUGGCUGCCCCCCGUGCCGUCUGCAAAAUUAUUGACCGGGCCAUCCAAGUGUGUGGAGCUGCGGGUAUUUCCCAGGAUUACCCUCUGGCUAACAUGUAUGCCCUAACACGGACUUUGCGCAUAGCAGAUGGGCCUGACGAAGUCCACCUCUCAGCCGUUGCAAAAAUGGAGCUGAGGGACCAAGCCCAAAACUUGAGUGCCAAGAUAUAG
Messenger RNA from Budorcas taxicolor (takin), 2400 nucleotides. It is a transcript of the gene ACAD11, whose product is annotated as acyl-CoA dehydrogenase family member 11. Bases 55 to 2400 code for a protein of 781 amino acids. Gene Ontology annotation, molecular function: oxidoreductase activity, acting on the CH-CH group of donors; flavin adenine dinucleotide binding. Lineage: Eukaryota; Metazoa; Chordata; Mammalia; Artiodactyla; Bovidae. The record is from RefSeq and is a predicted model, not a curated record. Gene Ontology annotation, cellular component: mitochondrion. The transcript is spliced from 20 exons.